This is a messenger RNA of Paramecium tetraurelia, 3425 nucleotides long. RefSeq lists its product as uncharacterized. The transcript is spliced from 4 exons. The record is from RefSeq and is a predicted model, not a curated record. Lineage: Eukaryota; Ciliophora; Oligohymenophorea; Peniculida; Parameciidae.
AUGGAUUAAACUUUAAGUAAAAUAAAUAACAUGGCUGAGAAAGCAAUGUUGGAAUUACAGAAGCAGCCACUAGUAACAUGGAAUUCUGGCUGUUUAAACACUUUAAAAUAUGUAUUAAAUUGCUCUAACAGAUAUUAGAUAAAUUAAAAUCAUGUGUUGAAGAAUAAGGAUCUUAACCCUGAGGCUUCAUUAUUGUAAAAAUUAUCAGCAAAUUAUGCUCUUGUUUUUGACAAGGUUCUUGAGAUAAAUUCAAGGAAAGUAGUGAAUGCUCCUGAGUUACCUAUUGAAUAUUGUUAGAGAUAGCCUAAUUCUACGAGAACUGUCUUGGGUGGAACUGAAGUGCAGAAUUUUAAGAUAUUUUCUUAAAAACAGUCAGAUUUCAUAGAAGCAGAAUAAACCUUCAAAAUGAAUAAAUAGAAGAUCUUUAGGAAGAUGGAAAACAAAAGUACAAGUACUAGUGAUGAUGCCAUGAUUAAAUUGUUUUAGGGUAACAUACAAAAUGAGACAGAAAAAGAAUUGUUGAGAAUUUAAGAAGAAAAUGAAGCUAAUUUGAUUGACUUAAGAAAACAAUUGAAGUUAAAAGGAUUGUGGUCAGAAAUAACUAGUAGUCAUGCCACAUAAAAACUAAAUGAUCUUAGUAGGCAUAUGGAGAGGGAAACUUUUAAGAACGAUUUAUACAUAACUGAUUAAAUAAAGAUAGCAAAUGAGAUAAAGGAGGAAGAGGAAUUCGAUAUAAAAAAAGAAGUUAAAGAUAAGAUAUUGUUGGUUUAAAGGAAAACAGCAGAAAGAAUAAUGAGAGCAGCAGAGAGAAAAAUUAGACUUGAAUAUGAUGCAUUUGUAAUGAAAAAAACAACAGGAAUUUUAGUAAAAAACAACAAGAACUAAAACUUUUAAAGAAUUGAAGAAUUAGAGAGAUUAAUAAGGGACAAGAAUGAUUAGAUAGUUGAAAAGGAAGCCAAAAUUAAUUAAUUAUUUUAAAAAUUUGAGGAAUAAGAGAAGAAAUUUGCAGGUUUACUAAAAUAGAUUGAUAAUUAUAAAGUUACUUAAAAAAUAGAAGUGUGUAAUACAAUAGUAUCUAAAAAUGGAAAGAAAUCAGAUGUUGAAGUUUAGGUCUCUAUGAUGGAUCCAAGAGUUGAGUUAUUUGAAUUGAGAUUAUAAGAAAUUGUGGAGGAAAAUGAUGAGAUGAAAGAUGAAUUAAAAUUAUUACAUGAAAAAGCAUUGGAAGAUAAGAUGUAAAGUUUAAAUGAACCAAAACAAAUAGAAGAAGUCUUAUUAUUAUUACUCUAAAGUGAUUUGUCACCUGAAAAUAAAAUAAUCUCACUUAAUACUCUCUUAUAAUAUAUAAAGGAUAAUUCAGCUGAAGAAAUUGCAAGAUUAGCACCAAAUGAGUUAUAUCGAAUAGUGAGGUCUAAAUUAAAAUUUAAUUGUGAAUCUCCAUUAGAAAAACUAGAUGAAUUAUCUGGAGAUGAAGAUGACAGUUAUGAACAGUAAUCUAUAACAAAGAAAAGAGGGAGAGAUAAAAAAAAAAGAAUAAGUCACAUCGAAAAACCAUUUGAUGCCUAGAUACAAGAGUCAAUAGAUCUUGAUAAAAUUGCUACAUAAAGAAGAUAGGCCUAAUCAGAGACAGAUGAUGAAUAAAGCAGAAUAUAGAAAAAAUAAUUAAUCCAAUUAAAUCAGAUUGAUGAUAUAAAUAAGAAAGCCAGUGUUAAUAAAUUAAUUGAAUAAGUCAGUAGCCCCAAAUCUACAAAUAGAUCUAAUAUCACAUUUAGAUAGAAAUAAGGAUAUCUAAAGACUAAUCGAAAUAAUAGUGCUGUAAACAAUGAUAGUUCCAAAAAGGAUUAAAAUUCCUCUUCUGGAUAGUUUGGAAUUUAAAAUAGUAGACAAACACUUACAUAAUUAGAAACCAAAAGUAAUAAGUAAUCCUUUACAAAUUUCUCAGCUAAAGAAUUGAAUUCUUAGAAAGGAGAAAAACAACAUAAAAAACCAUCAAUUAUGGAUUAAAGUGAUAUUUAAUGUGAUUUUUAUAAGUAAAAUAAAACAAAAGAUAUUGGAAUACAAGUUUCAUUUAAAUAGGAACCUUAGAUUCCUCCUUAAUAAUAAUAAAAACAUAUUUAAUCUCCUAUUUAAUAACCAUCAAAGUAAUAAGAGGAGAAGGAAAAAUUAGAAGAGUAGACUAAAAAACUUAGUGAAUCGUAAAUUUACAGAGCAUAAGCAGAAUCUAUUUCAUAGAAGAAUACUUAGACAGAUGAUUUCUUUUUAUGGAAUCUUUUUUAGAAAAUGGCAGGUGAUCUUGGUCUCACAGAAGAUUAAUUAAAAAGAUUGGAAGCUGCAUUUUUAAAUGAGUAAUAAUUUAUCCAUUACUAUGAAAAAACAUAGUCUUAAAAAUUGAUAACUAGAAAUUCUACUUUAUAAGGUGACACUUUAGGAGAUUUCAAAAGGGAUAGUUUAAAGAAUCUUGAUAAAAGUAUUGGCAUUAGAAAUUCAAUUAAACUUAGAACAAGUAGUUAAUAAAAUAUAUACACUAAUAAUGAAUUAAUAGACAAUUAUGCCUAUUAAAAAAAUGAAAUAGAUGACGAUUAAUAAAAGAAUUUACAUACCCAACCAACUACAUGGCAUUCACCAGUUGUCAGUAGAUAACAAAGUUAAAUAGUAUUUUCAGGAUCUUAAAAUUAAAAUAAUAACUUUGGGUCAAUAAAUCAGCCUUGGAGUCCAAAUGGAAUUGGAAAUGGCUUAAGAUCAAACAGUCCAAUGAAUCCAAAUUCAAGUUAAGGUAUUAGAAGUGUCAGUCAGCUUAUAAACACAGGAGAUAAUGUUCAUAUCAUUACUUAUGGAACUGUAUCUCCUGCUGAUUAAGUGAACAAGAAUAAACAUAGAACUACAUCUUCAAGUUAGAAGCUUUUAGAUGACAUGCUAAAAUCUAAGACUUAAAUUUUAAAAUCACCAGAAUAAUAAUAGAGAGAAUAAAAAGAACAGCAAUUAUUCUUUUCUGUCUUUGGUGAUGAACUUCAAAAUGAUGAGGAGUUUGAUCUAGAAGUCAUUCGACAAAACAUGGGAAAGCCUUUGGAAAUAAUGUAGGAUCAUCUUAAAGAAGAUUCUAUUAAAAAAUUAUUCACUUCAUUGGCUUAAAAGGAAAAAAAUUAAUGGAAAGAUUAACUUUUCUUGAUCAUUUCAAAUUAUUGUAAUAAGAGUGUUCAAACAAUCACUUAUUUCGAUUUCAAAAAGUAUUAUGAAAAUUAUAUGAGAAUACAUAAAAGAUGUGGUGAUGAAUGCAUACACAUUAAACGAUUUUUAGCCAGAAUCGGAUUCGGAUUUGUUAGCAAAAGAAAGGUCUUGAAUAUGUCCAAAUAAAGUGUAUCUCCAUUUGAAUAAUUACCUAAACUUAAGUGAAUAUUAAUAAAAUUAAUUUUAAUAUAUAUAGUUAUAUA